This is a messenger RNA of Rhinocladiella mackenziei CBS 650.93, 1596 nucleotides long. RefSeq lists its product as uncharacterized. The coding region runs from base 1 to 1596 and encodes 531 amino acids. Gene Ontology annotation, molecular function: pyridoxal phosphate binding; serine binding; glycine hydroxymethyltransferase activity. The transcript has 5 exons. Gene Ontology annotation, biological process: folic acid metabolic process; tetrahydrofolate interconversion; L-serine catabolic process. Lineage: Eukaryota; Fungi; Ascomycota; Eurotiomycetes; Chaetothyriales; Herpotrichiellaceae. The record is from RefSeq and is a predicted model, not a curated record. Gene Ontology annotation, cellular component: cytoplasm.
AUGGCCCAUUCUUUGGCCUCGAGGCGCAUCUGGGCAUCAAUUUCCUUAUCUUCUUCCAAAUCAUCAGUAUGCCUGUCAUGCAGAGCCACUGCUCGAGGACUUUCAUCUUCUAGGCCUCUUGCUUCGGUGGCACAAAGCGAUGCCCAAAACAAGCUGUUAGGAGAGCAUCUCAAAGAGGCAGAUCCGGAAAUAUAUCAGAUACUGCAAAAAGAAAAACGAAGGCAGAAGCAUUUCAUAAACCUCAUCCCAUCAGAGAACUUCACUUCUCAAGCAGUGUUAGAUGCUUUGGGGAGCGUUAUGCAAAAUAAAUACUCGGAGGGAUAUCCGGGUGCCCGAUACUACGGCGGCAACGAACACAUAGAUGAAUCCGAGCGGUUAUGUCAAAAACGCGCCCUCGAAACGUAUCGCUUGAAUCCGGAGGAAUGGGGCGUCAAUGUUCAACCCUUGUCCGGAUCCCCUGCCAAUCUGUAUGCCUAUUCAGCCCUUCUCCAUUCACAUGACAGAAUCAUGGGCCUUGAUCUACCUCACGGUGGCCACCUGUCCCACGGUUAUCAAACUCCGACCAAGAAGAUUUCUAUGGUCUCCAAAUACUUCGAGACAUUCCCUUAUCGGCUAGACGAAUCUACUGGACUCAUCGACUACAACAAACUUGAAGAAAAUGCUCUCUUGUACCGCCCCAAGGUCGUCAUCGCCGGCGCGUCCGCAUACAGCAGAUUGAUCGACUACGAACGUAUGCGCGCCAUUGCAGACGAAGUCGGCGCCUACCUACUGUCUGACAUGGCACAUAUCUCAGGCUUGGUCGCCGCCGAUGUUAUCCCCAGCCCCUUUGACCAUUCUGAUGUGGUGACGACAACGACGCACAAAUCCCUCCGAGGCCCUCGCGGUGCUAUGAUUUUCUACCGCAAGGGCAUUCGCCGCACGACCAAAAAGGGAGAGAAGGAAAUGUACGAUCUCGAAGGACCCAUCAAUAGCUCCGUCUUCCCUGGUCAUCAGGGCGGUCCGCACAACCAUACCAUUACUGCCCUGGCCGUGGCGCUGAAACAAGCUCAGACCAAAGAGUUCAGGGAAUACCAGAAAACCGUCCUGGCCAAUGCGAAAGCCCUCGCCGAACGUCUCGGCAAUUCAGCCUACACCGGCGGACUGGGAUAUAACAUCGUCAGCGGCGGCACCGACAACCAUCUAGUUCUCGUGGACCUGAAGUCCAAGGAUAUCGACGGUGCACGCGUCGAGCGAGUCCUGGAACUUUGCGGCGUCGCCGCAAAUAAAAACACUGUCCCUGGCGACAAGUCUGCGCUCAAACCCGGAGGAUUGCGCAUGGGUUCCCCAGCUAUGACUACACGAGGAUUCCAGCCCAAUGAUUUCGCGCGCGUCGCCGAGAUCGUGGACCGAGCAGUAUCCAUCGCGAUCAAAGUGGACAAGAAGGCCCGGUCGGAUGCUGAGGCAAAGGGCAAGAAAAAUCCCGGCGCCGUUAAGAGUUUUCUCGACUAUUUGAAAGAUGGCACCGAGGUACCGGAAAUUCUUACCCUCAGACAAGAGGUGGAGGACUGGGUCGGCACGUUUGCUGAACCGUGGAUCAAAGAAGUAUCUGUCAGUUAG